Messenger RNA from Neurospora tetraspora, 1745 nucleotides. RefSeq lists its product as uncharacterized. NCBI's taxonomy places the organism in Eukaryota, Fungi, Ascomycota, Sordariomycetes, Sordariales, Sordariaceae. Bases 318 to 1391 code for a protein of 357 amino acids. Gene Ontology annotation, molecular function: nucleic acid binding. The record is from RefSeq and is a predicted model, not a curated record. The transcript is spliced from 3 exons.
CGCGACACCCCACGGCAAAGAAUAUAGAGACACGCCUCCCGCGCCCGCUGCUCCCUCACUCUUUACCGUCCCGUACCUUGACCUUUGAACCUUUGUCCCCAUCCCGCGCAGCUGCCCUGUGAAAGACUGCGAACUCCAACCAAAGCAUUGGCGCAUCAUCAACCAAGGUUCAACUCCCAUAACCCAUCGACGUAUCCUGUCCAUAUCCUGCGGCAUCACAACCAUCCGCGACCAUAUUUCGGCGACUGGACAUCCCGCCUCCACAACCUCUUUCGACCGACCGCACUUUGUACAGCAUUUCUUAACUAGCCGACACAAUGGGGAAAGAUAGAAAGGUCGCCGAAGACUUCCAGAAGCUCAUUCAGGCAGACCGCGAGAAGAAAAAGAACGAGGCCCUCGCGGCCAGGAUCUUCAACAGAACCAGCACGCCCGUCUCUACGCCCAGACAGACCACCGGUGGUUCGCUCGCAAGCCGCGCCGGUGUCAAGAAGCAACGCGGCGGCGCCCCCCAGUCGGCACCUUCGAAGAACAACAGCGAGAAAGUCGGCUCAUGGACCAUUGAUCUUGGUCCUGGCUCCAGGUCCGCCAACAAUACCCCGAAGCCCACCGGUUCUCUUGCGGCGCGCAUCACCACCCCGAAUGCUGGACCUGCGGGUAACCCCCGCCAGAAGAGGCGGGCUGCGCAGAUGGCGGAGGCGAUCAUUAGGAAUGAGUUCAAGGAGCAGUCGGAUCAGCGCAAGCAGCAAGGUCAACAGAGGCGUCAGCAACAACACCAACAGCAACAGCACCACCAGCCCCCUCCUAAUGCCCCCAAGGGGCCGGCAGCUGCGUCAGUUCCUACCGGUCCUAGUAGCAAGGGAUUUACAAUCAGGGGUCUGGCGGGACCUUUUGCGGUGAUGGCGCAGAACUUUGCUCCCGGAACGACAGCGGCCGAUAUCGAGAACGCCAUGACCCCCAUCGGCGGCCUAAUACUUAGCUGUCGUAUCAUGAAGCACAACCCGAUUGUUAUUGCCGAGAUUGUGUUUGAGAGCAAGGAGGGUGCCGACAAUGUGAUUGCCACAUUUGACAAGCAGACAGCCGACGGUCGUGUUCUUAGUGUGUAUCACAAACCAAGCGGUCCUACUUAUCCCCUUACCUCCCAGCUACCUCCGCCUCGCGCUCCCACCGGUCCCCGCUCUCAGCGCUCGAACGACUACUAUCCCGAGGACGAUCUGAUUGACGGAACUAUGGGCUUCGAAGACCCUAUGGAGGACGACGACUUGUUGGCUAAUGGCAACGGACGGCAGCCACCCAGGGGACCGGCAGCUAUGAAUGGUGGCGGCACCGGCGGGCUCUAUAGCGACCAGCUGGUACGUAACCGGAAGGGCAGAGGAUUCAAUGGCAAAUACUAGUACCAUCGCAGGAGAGGUCGUUCAGAAGACCCAGAUUGAACAAGGGUUGAUGUGCGGGUACAUAUGGGUUAGGUACCAUGAUUCCGUCAUCAGAAUACCUAGUCCGGAGUCAAGGACUACGAAGAAGGAAGAGGAGGUUACUACAAGGAACUUUAGGGGUUGAACAAUAGACACUCAGGAUGGCACAAGUGUGGAUGGGUUUACCAACCCUGUUUGACAGGACUCGGCAAGGCACGGCGCACUUGGCGUUAAUAGGGAAAGGAAAGGCAGGCAGGCAGGCAGGCAGGCAGGGGCUUGCCUUGUGUAUGAAAGCGAAAAAUAUUGUACGCUUAUGGACGUCUAUCGGUCGAUGGA